Kickxella alabastrina is the source of this 1155-nucleotide messenger RNA. RefSeq lists its product as uncharacterized. The coding region runs from base 1 to 1155 and encodes 384 amino acids. NCBI's taxonomy places the organism in Eukaryota, Fungi, Kickxellomycota, Kickxellomycetes, Kickxellales, Kickxellaceae. Gene Ontology annotation, biological process: regulation of transcription by RNA polymerase II. Gene Ontology annotation, cellular component: nucleus; SWI/SNF complex. The transcript has a single exon. The record is from RefSeq and is a predicted model, not a curated record.
AUGACCACUCCGAAUCCGAAGCGCAAGAGGCUAAUUGAAAAGUCGCUGCCACCAAAGAUUGAGGCGUACAUUCCCGAGUCGCGUCUCUACAUGCAACUGCAGGCGCUGGAGCGCAAACUCGACACCAAAAUCGUGCGCAAGCGCCUGGAAGUGCAGGAGGCCCUUGGGAAGCCCGUUUACAAAAAGCGCAUUCUUCGAAUCUUUGUUUCCAAUUUGGCCGCUAACCAGUCUGCCGUUCCCAAUGACGACUCGGACAUGGGUGACCUACUGCAGCGCGAGGCCGAUGCGCCUUCAUGGACACUGCGCGUAGAGGGUCGUCUGGUGGACCCGCCGGGCACGACAUGGAAGACGCGCCCGCCGCCACACAAGUUUAGCGAGUUCCUAAACUCAAUGGUGGUCGAGCUGGACCGCAACACUGAGCUUUUCGGCGACAACACAGUGCAGUGGCGCCGCGCAGCCGCCGAGAACGACGUUGACGGCUUUGAGAUUAAGCGUCGCGGCGACGAGGACGUGCGAGCAAAGAUUAUGUUGGACAUUCGCACGGCCACGGACCGCUUCAAGGUCAAUAGCCCGCUGCUGCGGGAGUUGCUGGACAUCCGCGGCAACAUCUCCAAAUCUGCCUUCAUCAUGAAGCUGUGGCAGUACAUUAAGCUCAACGACCUGCAGGAUGCCGAGGACCCUGACUUGAUACGCUGCGACGCCGGUCUGGCGCAGGCAUUCAACUCACACGUCAUUUCCUUCACUGCCAUCCCGCAGAUGCUGCACGCGUUCAUGUCGCGCCCCGACCCACUGGUCAUUGAGUACACGGUGCGCGUACACGAGGGCGACUUCCACAUGGCACAGUACGCGUUUGAUGUUGAGGUCGAGGUCGAGGAGGUCUCGCGCCAGGGCGCUGGCCCGCUGGCCAACGUACAGGCGCGCAACCGUGAGCUGGCCCAGAUCGACGCACAGCUGGCCCAGAAAAUGCAAGAAAUACACAACGCCCGCACGAAGCGCGACUUUUUACGCAAUUUCUCCGAAGACCCCGUCGCCUUCAUCCACCGCUGGAUGACAACCAGACCAAGGACCUCGAGGUUAUUUUGGGCGACAGACGCCACGGCCUUGAAGCUGCACUUAGCGCCAUCAUGGCUGCCGACAGCUCUUCCAACGAGAUGA